CGAAAGCCAUCUGACAUGACGUCACAAUGUCGGUAAAUGAAACUUACAGAACCGAAAGUUAAAUUUACUGCGCUGACAUAGAAAGCGACUGCUCGCUGACGAACUUUUCCAGACAACAUCCACACUUUCUAAAUCAGGAUGUCAGUGCAGUUCUCUGGCUGGGAGGUGGUUGAUGAUGGUGCAGCAUUUCCUGGUGUGGAGCUGAAGGCGUCCCAGAAACCACAACACCAUGGCGUCUACACCAUGUUCCAUGGGACCAGUAUUGCCAGUGCAAGGCUCAUCAUUGCCAAUGGUUUUAAACAGUCUACAGGUGGCAUGCUUGGAAAGGGUGUGUAUGUCAGUCGUGAUAAGAAAAAGGCGGCUCAUUAUCCGUUGAACAGUAACAAUACAGACCGCGUGAUCUUGGAGUUGCGUGUGCGUGUUGGCCGUGUCAAGCGUAUUGACAAGGACAACCAUCCCUUGCAGUACACCUGGCAUUCACAUGGCUACGACACAGCCUGGGUGAUCCCCAACGGUGGCCUCAAGGCCGUGCGCAGCGGCCUAGAGGAGGAUUGUGUGUUUGACCCCAAGAGAGUGAAGGUGGUGGGCAUUGCAAAUGCACCAAACCCCAUCGUACAGAAAGAACUUCAACAGCUUCUUUCAAAAAAAUCUAGAAAACCGGGGCGAGGGGGCCACGGCGCUGCACAUGGGUGUUCAGUGUGUAAGAGAAAGACCCAGCAGGGUGCUCCACACAUUAAGCAACGGUGCUGGAAGUGCGGGAAAAACAUCUGCAUUCUCAUUGCCAAGCAUGUCUGUCUGGCCAAACCCAACAAGAUGUCACUGCCGUUCUUUGGCUGGGAGGUGACCUAUGAUGACAACUCUGGGGAGCUGGGGUCGUCUCAGGAGCCCAAAGACAGUGGUGUCUACACCAUGUUCCAUGGGACCAGUGUUGCCAAUGCACGCCUCAUCAUUGCCAAUGGCUUUCAGCAGUCAUCAGGUGGCAUGUUGGGAAAGGGAGUGUAUGUCAGUCGUAAUAAGAAAAAAGCAGACCGUUAUCCAAUGAAAAGGGACUCUUCAGACCGCGUGGUCUUUGAGUUGCGUGUGCGUGUUGGCCGCGUCAAGCGUAUUGACAAGGACAACCAUCCUAUGCAGUACACCUGGAGCACGCAGGGCUAUGACACUGCUUGGGUGCCCCCCAAAUGUGGCAUGACAGCCGUGCCCAGUGGCCUAGAGGAGGAUUGUGUGUUUGACCCUAAACAAGUGAAGGUCGUGGGCAUUGCGAAGGCACCGAACACCAUACUGAGCGAGCUUCAACAGCUUGUAGCUAAUGCUUCAAGAAAUCCUGACAGAGGAGAUGGGGGAGCAACAUCACAUCUUUUUGGUGCUGAGGAUGUGUGUUCACUGUGCAGGAGGACACAGCAGGGUUCUCCACACAUCACGCAACCGUGUUGGGGCUGUGGGCAAAACAUCUGUCCACUCAUGACCAAGCAUUUCUGCCGUGUUAACAUCUGAGAACGGAGCAAGGGCCUGAAACACAGUGCCGUUGAGAAACAGAUGGAAUAAGGAUCCACGCCUCUAUGGCCUUCUAGGUGGAAGAGGAAUGGAUUUAAAAUGAAAGUUGAUCAAAGACUAAAGAUUCAGGGCUCAAGGUGUUAUCGUACUUUUGAAUCAAUUAUCACAUGUUCUUCUUGUCCUUCUGUUACUUUAUUUUCACAAAUGAACUAUCAAUAAUCAACUGUAAUUGGUGCAACAUAUUACAAUAGUUACUACGAGUUAGUAUCUCGUACCUUUACUUACUUUAUACUAUAAUUAUCUACUUUGUACUCCAUACUUGUUAUAUGGACGAAUCAAGAUGCGUUAGGAUGCAAUCAAAAUGAAAC
Molecule: messenger RNA, 1859 nt
Organism: Cyclopterus lumpus (lumpfish)
Lineage: Eukaryota; Metazoa; Chordata; Actinopteri; Perciformes; Cyclopteridae
Exons: 3
Coding region: 139-1491 (450 amino acids)
Cellular component (GO): cytoplasm
Molecular function (GO): NAD+ poly-ADP-ribosyltransferase activity
Source: RefSeq, a predicted model, not a curated record